Messenger RNA from Pseudocercospora fijiensis CIRAD86, 1602 nucleotides. RefSeq lists its product as uncharacterized. Lineage: Eukaryota; Fungi; Ascomycota; Dothideomycetes; Mycosphaerellales; Mycosphaerellaceae. The coding region runs from base 1 to 1602 and encodes 533 amino acids. Gene Ontology annotation, molecular function: copper ion binding; oxidoreductase activity. The record is from RefSeq and is a predicted model, not a curated record. The transcript has 2 exons.
AUGCCUAUUACAUGCCGAACCCGAGAGUACAACUUUGUCAUCACCAACACCACCAUUGCCCCAGAUGGCGUCGAGCGACUUGCUUUGCUUGUCAACGGACAGAUGCCUGGGCCAAAGAUUGAGGCGAAUUGGGGAGACACGGUCAUCGUUCAUGUUACAAAUGCCAUGCAGAACAAUGGCACUUCAAUCCAUUUCCACGGCAUACGCCAAAAUUAUACCAACGAAAUGGACGGUGUUCCGUCGAUCACUCAGUGUGCUCUGGCGCCAGGUGAGAGCAUGACCUACACUUGGCGUGCGACCAAUUACGGAUCCUCAUGGUAUCACUCACAUUUCGCCAUCCAAACCUACGAGGGUGUCUUUGGCCCUAUGGUAAUUCAUGGCCCGGCUGCACUCGACUACGAUGACGAAGAAACCGUUCUCCUUCAGGAUUGGUCUCAUGUGACUGUCAAUUCGAUGUACCAAGCUGCUCAGACCGUGGGAAAUGGCCCAAGUGAUCCGAACCACGGCCCACGGACGCUCGACACCGGUCUGAUCAAUGGCUUGAACAUCUGGGAGGGUACUGGCGGCGCCGCCAACGCGACCGGCGAACGCUUCCGCAUGCAUGUGCGAUUCGGCAAGAAGUACCGUCUUCGUCUGGUGAAUACUGCUAUUCAAUCAACAUUCAAGUUCUACGUCGAUGGACACACGUUCAAGGUCAUCGCCUCCGACUUCGUUCCCAUCCAGCCCUACGAGACCAACAUCGUCAACAUCAAUAUCGGACAGCGAUACGACCUCAUCAUGACCGCCGACCAAAUUCCAGGUAACUACUGGAUGAGAGCAGACAACCAAGACUCAUGUGCCAAAAUCACCCACAGCACCAACAUCAAAGGCAUAGUUUCCUACUUCGGCGCUGCCGCCAAUGGACCCCUCGCCACCCCAACCAGCACAGGCUACACCUACACCAACGAAUGCAUCGACGAACCUCUCGCCAGCCUCGUCCCAAUCGUGCCCCUCACCGUCGGCCCCAAGACCCAAGAAAUCAACGAAACAGUAGCCAUAGCCGGCAACGGCGCGACCCCAAAUCUCUACAAAUGGACCCUCUCAGGCACAACGUUCCAAAGCCAAUGGGGCGACCCGACGCUUUCGGCAAUCUUGCGAAACGGGAGUGUGCCAGAGUAUUCUGGAAAUUUGGCCAUUACGGUCCCGAAGCUGAAGGAGUGGGUUUAUGUGCUGAUCGAUUCUCCCGUUCCGCUGCCUCAUCCGAUACAUCUUCACGGGCAUGAUGUUUUCGUGCUGGCUCAAGGGAAGGGGUUGUAUGAUAGCUCCGUGGUGCUCAAUACCGUUAAUCCUCCUCGUCGGGACGUCGUCAUGAUGCCGUGGGAUCCUGUCAAUAAUGCUGGAGGUUACGUUGUGCUCGCCUAUGAGUCGGAUAACCCAGGAGCGUGGUUAUUGCAUUGCCAUAUUGGUUGGCAUGUGGCGAUGGGUUUCGCAUUGCAGAUUAUUGAGGGUAUCUCUGAAAUUGGGGGUAUGAUUCAGAAUAAGAAGCAGAUGGAUGAUACUUGCUCUGGCUGGGCAACUUACGCUCAGGAUAACAACAUCCAUACCCAUGACUCUGGCGCGUAG